GACUACUAGUCUAGUCUCAAGUUGAGAGGCAAUCUAUAGUACCACGAGGAGCAGCCGCAUCGCGGAUUCGCGGUCGUCGCCGCUUCCACUCCAAGUGCCAAUUCACAGAAGCUGGAAAGAUUUCUGGAUGGAUUCCACAAGGAAGAAGGGAGCGAGGCAGCGGCGUGGGGCCACGGCUGGAGGCGCUGCGCGUGGUGGCAGCAAGCAGCACUGCUCGGCCAGCGGGGCUUUCCCGCACAACGGUGCUGGCCCCUCGAGAUCCUCCGGCGGCCAAAUCGACGAGCCACCGCCCCAAAAUCGUCGCCAAUUCAAGGUCAAAAAUGUAGAGUACACCAUCGGAGAUGCAUUGUCGUUCACUGAGUUUAUAAUGGAUCUACGUCGCAUCCUCGCUGAGCACAACAAAGACCGCGAGGACAUCUUGGACAGAAUCGAAUUAGAAAAUCUCCAAUCCAGCCGACAACACCCAGUGCUCGCUAAGCUGCAUGGUGAACCGUGGUCGUGGCUUCACGUCAAGUUGCAAGUGAAAACGAGGUGGACUACAACCCUAAUCAUGCGGGUUGACAGCUUAUACGUAUGUGGCUUCAUGGACCAAAAUGGAAAAUUGUACAGGCUUAUCGACAGCAAAACUGCAAGCGAAGCCAUUAUCCCGCGACGACACCAUAAUGAUAUCGAAGACCUAGAUUGGACCGUCAGUUACAAAUCCAUGCUGGGAGCCACCGACGAUGAAAUUGUGCACAAACUGACCAACGCGGGUCUGGGUCGUGACUUCGCUAUGAAGGCCGUGCGCAGGCUGUCAGGCCCCAGGCACCCAAAUGAUGAGGUGACUGGUAUGACAAACGGCAAGCUGGCACUGGGGGGCCUGAUCGUCCUGGUCUGCGAGUCCGCAAGGUUGAAUCCUCUCCACGACUCCUUUGCACGUGGGUGGAGCACCGGCGACGGAUUCAGUGAGGAACUGAUGCGUAAAUACGUGUGGGGCUAUUAUGGGAAGACGUCAGGCAAGCUACGGAAGUGGAAGAGUGAAAACUAUGCCAACUUGAAUCCCAUUCCGCAGCUACAAGCCAUGCACCUCGUGCUCAACGCACCUCCAUUCCAGUCAUGCACCGGCCAUGGCCGACCCCUGGUGGAGCUGUUGGCCGUGCAUGCCAAUCUUAGUGUCGUUGACACGAAAAUCAUCGUCUUCGACGGGAAACGUGGCCAGAUCAUCUACAAGCACGCGAAGCAAGGAGAAGAGGGACGAAUGGUGGAUUUGGUGCUGACUGGACCCUACAGAGGCAUCUCAGCGUACGCGAGCUUCACCAUCAAAGUUGACAUCCCAAAAGCCAAUCCCGCCAGAUUCGAAUGGGAUUGCUAUGACCAAAGUAACGCCGACAAAGUGGAUGCCGUGAACCCCUCCUACGGCGAGAUCAAAGAUAAGGACGGCAAGCUACUAGCAGAGGUCACCUACGCGGUGAUGUCCGACGCCCUGGAGGCCACUGUGCAGCAGGUCAUGCUGAGGCUCAAGGAUGGGCACACUCUCAAUGACGUCCAUGGUGAAAUCAAAGCGCGCAUCGAUGGUUUCAAAGUCGGUAGCAUCCUAUUCAAACCGACACAAGGGGCAGGUCAGUGUUUCUCCCCCGCCGGCGACUCGUGGUUCCUUCUUCAGCUGGCGAGGAAUGUGGUUGCGGUGCCAUGUGGUAAGGUGCUCCACAUAGAGGUGGACCUGAAGACGGAAGCUUCCAACGACCAGGGGCCCAUGCCUUUGGAAGUUAAUCUCAAAUUUGACAAUGGAACUUUGAGUCAAAGUAGCCUAGACGACAACGGCAACGAAGUUAAAGUUGACAUCGCCUGGUACCCGGAGGUCAAAGAGAUGUCUAGGAAUGUAGCGACAUUCCCCAUCGAAGAUGUAGCGACAUUCGAGAGAUCCAUAACGACACUACGUCGCACUCUAGCCAACAACCCAGACAGCGGGGAUAUCUUGGAUAGCCUCCCCUCCACGCUGCAAGAACACCCACUGCUCGCCAGGAAUUGUCGUGCGAGGUGGCUUCGCAUCAAGCUUCAAGUGGCGGGUGAGGAAGGAAUGUCGUCGGCAACCCUAUUUGUUCAGGACAACAAUUUGUACUGCCUGGGCUUCAUGAACCAGAACGAAGUUUGUUACGAGCUUAGCAACCCAAGAGACUGGAAGCUCCCAUCACAAUACAACGCAGUACCUCUAGACUGGGGCCUCACGUACGAGAGCAUACUGAACGUCAGAGAUGAGGAAGUCGAGGGAAGACUGGAUUCAAUGAGGCUGGGCAAGACUUUCGCGGCCGACGCCGUGCGCGUGCUGUCGCGCUUCUCUCCAGAUGAGGCGGAUGGUGACGACGCCAGUGCCAGGCGGGCACUGGCAGGCCUGAUCGUCAUGGUAUGCGAGUCCGCAAGGAUGAAUCCUCUCCACAAGACGAUUGCAGAUGGCUGGAACACCGGCGCGCGAUUCACCAAGCAACUGAUGGCCUACAUAGAGCAUUGGGAGCUCAUAUCAAUAGCUCUGCUGGACUGGAAGGAUGAAAGGUACGGCAGAUGGACCAUGGACCCGAAACUAGCGGACAUCACCGGAGUCAAGGGCCCAACGGAUGCACUAGACGUCAUCCACCUCGUGCGCAACUUUACGGUCGAGGAGAGGGAACUACAGCUUAGCUACGGGAGCUAACCUGCAGGUUGGAACCGUGCAAAAUGUCGCCGCGCCACAUCAGUAUGUUUUUUUUCCCCUUUUCUUUGUAACAGAUCAUGUCAACGUGCAUUGGGUUGAUCAUUUUCGUGCCCGGCGAACUCUUGUGUGCCGUGUCGCCGUGCCUCCUUGAUUUUCGUUCUUUCUCAGCUUUCCUUGUUCCGUUUGUCAUUUAUAUAACUCCAGUGUUAUAGCUUGUUAGGGUGUAGAGGGCUCCCUUGUACCAUGUUCUCCCUCAUGUUUGUAACGUCAACUAUGUUAUGUUGGUUCCGUUCACUGGUGA
Setaria italica (foxtail millet) is the source of this 2966-nucleotide messenger RNA. RefSeq lists its product as uncharacterized. Gene Ontology annotation, biological process: negative regulation of translation. The record is from RefSeq and is a predicted model, not a curated record. Gene Ontology annotation, molecular function: rRNA N-glycosylase activity. Lineage: Eukaryota; Viridiplantae; Streptophyta; Magnoliopsida; Poales; Poaceae. The transcript has 5 exons. Bases 128 to 2665 code for a protein of 845 amino acids.